CCUCGACUAUAGUACCAGUAUGCAGUAGCUAUUCUUUGAUGGAUUGGCUGUUAAGAAUGUAUGGAUUUAAUGUUCCACCUGAACAUAGUGAAGAGCUACACGUUACUGUAACUAAAAACAUACAAAAGCAAAAUGGAGUUUUAUGUAAUUUUACAGUCUUGUUUCAACAUAUGAACGUAGAGCGUACCGUGUUAAUAAUAGCCUUUACUUUAAUACAUUUAAAAAGCACAAGAGACACGUUUAAUUACAGCUAAGGGCCAUCAUAAGAAUAAUACGUCGGUUGGAUAAAAUAUAAACGCAAAUUUCUAGGUUGCUGCUGGUACCGAAUUUGUAGUACCUGCAUUCUUCCAGGGUGGGCGCUUCUUCGAUGCCCUGCUUACAGUAUUUUUGUAUUUUUCCUGUACUUGAACCCACUGAACGCGGGAAUUACUUUCCUCCCGAAGGCUGUACGUGCGCGGGCCUUAAUUUUACAUGGGCACUUUUUUUUUUUUAAGCGAAAAUAAAUGAUCGUAUCAUACCAUUAAACCCUCAAGAACAUUUGGGUUUUUUUUUCCUUACCACAUCAUUUAAUUAGUUGUGACUCUGUAUACCGAUAAUUUCAUAAACACGCAACGAAAAUUGCGCUCCGUUACGUCCAUCUGCCCCCUUCUCCGCUGAACGGCGGACCGUCUCCCUCUAGCACAGGAGCUGCGAGCGCCGGAGUGCACGCACCGAGCACACAGCCAUGGCAGACAACGCCGGCUUAGAGAACCAUCGCAUCAAGAGUUUCAAAAACAAGGGACGCGAUGUCGAGACUAUGAGAAGACAUCGAAAUGAAGUGACAAUAGAACUGAGAAAGAACAAACGUGACGAACACUUGCUGAAGAAAAGAAAUGUUCCUCAGGAGGAAAGCUUGGAAGACUCUGAUGUAGAUUCAGAUUUCAAAGGGCAAAAUGUAACACUAGAUGCUAUCUUGCAGUUGAAGAACGCCACCAAUGAUAAUCCAGUGAUUCAGCUGAGCGCAGUGCAGGCUGCAAGAAAAUUACUUUCCAGUGACAGAAAUCCUCCUAUUGAUGACUUGAUAAAAUCUGGAAUCUUACCCAUCCUAGUGAAAUGUCUGGAAAGGGAUGACAACCCAUCCUUGCAAUUUGAAGCUGCCUGGGCAUUGACUAAUAUUGCUUCUGGUACUUCUGCACAGACUCAAGCUGUGGUGAAAUCCAGUGCUGUCCCACUUUUCCUGAGACUGCUACAUUCACCUCACCAGAAUGUAUGUGAACAGGCAGUCUGGGCUCUUGGAAACAUCAUUGGGGAUGGUCCUCAGUGUAGAGACUAUGUUAUCUCACUGGGAGUCGUCAAACCUCUUCUGUCCUUCAUCAACCCCUCCAUUCCCAUCACCUUCCUCCGGAAUGUCACAUGGGUCAUUGUCAACCUCUGCAGGAAUAAGGACCCCCCACCGCCCAUGGAAACUGUGCAGGAGAUUUUGCCAGCCUUGUGUGUACUUAUAUACCACACAGACAUCAAUAUCCUUGUGGACACAGUUUGGGCUUUGUCCUACCUAACAGAUGGAGGAAAUGAACAGAUACAGAUGGUGAUAGAUUCAGGGGUGGUGCCAUUUUUAGUUCCACUUCUCAGUCACCAAGAGGUCAAAGUUCAGACCGCAGCGCUGAGGGCAGUGGGCAACAUUGUGACGGGCACUGAUGAACAGACUCAAGUUGUAUUGAACUGCGAUGUGCUGUCACACUUCCCUAACUUACUGACACACCCAAAAGAGAAGAUAAAUAAGGAAGCUGUUUGGUUUCUCUCGAAUAUCACAGCUGGAAAUCAGCAGCAAGUCCAGGCUGUGAUAGAUGCUGGCCUGAUUCCCAUGAUCAUACAUCAGUUGGCUAAGGGUGACUUUGGCACACAAAAAGAAGCAGCUUGGGCGAUUAGUAAUUUAACAAUAAGCGGAAGGAAAGAUCAGGUGGAGUACCUCGUACAGCAGAAUGUCGUCCCGCCCUUCUGUAACCUGCUGUCUGUGAAAGACUCCCAAGUGGUGCAGGUUGUCUUGGAUGGCCUGAAAAACAUUUUAAUAAUGGCUAGCGAUGAAGCAAGCACCAUAGCUGAAAUAAUAGAGGAGUGUGGAGGUUUAGAGAAGAUAGAAACCUUGCAGCAGCAUGAAAAUGAAGACAUCUACAAAUUAGCUUUUGAAAUUAUUGAUCAGUACUUCUCUGGAGAUGAUAUUGAUGAGGAUCCCAGCCUCAUUCCUGAAGCCACUUCAGGAGGAACCUUUAAUUUUGACCCCACUUCGAAUCUGCAGACCAAGGAGUUCAAGUUUUAAGUGGAAUCGGAUUGUAGCUGCUCAGCACCCCCUACCAACCUCUUCAAAACCACAAGAGAAUCACUAACCACAAUAUAAAGUGCUGAUGGCUCAAAGACAUUUGUGCAUCUUCAGUUGAUGCUUCUAAAGUAAAAAGCCUUGUGUCAGUAACUCUGCAGUUGCCAAAAGUCGCUAUCACACAGACUAAAGGAUAAGCGUGCAUGAAUAUGCAAACCUACUUUAUUUGCCACCAUAUCAGCGGAGAAAAAAAUCCCAACCUUUUGUAAGUGUUUUUUUUGUUCUUGCCAUUCCUUCCCUGAUAUCAGAAGCUUGCCAUCAAUUUCAGUAAUCACUUUUAACAGUGUCCGUGGUAAGAUUUGAAAUGCUAUGUGAUGAACAUUUUGCUUUCUUGAUAUAGACUGAGGAGCUUGUUCUUUCAAAAUAAGGUUAACUUAGAUUUUUUUUUUUUUUCGCACCACACUAUUUCUAAGAAUCAUUGGAAGAACAGAAUUUUCACAAAAGUGUACAAAAUGACAAUGAACUAAUUACUUUUGGAGGCGAUGGGUGAGUAAGGGGAAGCGAUGGUUCGUUUUACUGAAAUUUAAGAAACUAAGAGGAGAAACAACUUACUAGCAUUCGUGUUUUGGAGUUCUGGAAUCCGCGAUUUAUAAAUUGAACUCUUGUGUUGGAGCCAAGUUCUACGCUUUCAGGAAAGCUUUGCACUGGUGAAGACCGGAGCCCUGUUGAACCACUUACUUCAACCUGUGUGUUCCUGCUAAUUUAAAAAACUAAAUAGUUGUCCAGUGCUGUGCAUGGUAUUUGAUUUGAGCUGCAAUCUCUGUAAGCUUCUAAGCUGAAAGCAGGAAUCUUAAAAAAAUAAAUAAAUAAAUAAACACAACAAUUAUUCUCUCCAAAAACUGUUUUAUUACUAAGAAUCUUGCUUUCAGCUUUUUUUUUUUUUCCCUUAAUGUAUAAACUUAUUUUUAGUUUGUUGAUUUAAAGUAGAGACUUUUUUUUUUUUUUUACUUGGGUUUAAUCUGUGGAGCUUCCAAGUUUGCAGUAAUUCAGUCUUACACACACUUUGAAUCGUAACCUGUGCUUAUUCUUAUAAUUAAUGCGGAAGGCAGCAAACAGACUAUUGCAUAAAAAAAUAAAGAAAAAAAAAUCAUGUGGCCGUGGACCUUGGCAAUAUAGGCGAUCGGAGAAUGCUGAUCUCUGAAGGUUAUAUGCUAAAGGUUGAUUAAUUGUACAAAAACUGAAAUAUAUAUUUCCAAUUGUCUAUAUAAGGCUUGUAUAAAAGCUCCAGUGGCUGCUAACUGUACAUCUGGUUUAUCUUCAGAACAACAUUGUAUUUACUGUUCAAAUUAACGGAGUUCUGUUAACAUACGUAUCGUGUUGAGAUGAUGCCAUUAUUGGAAUGGGUUUUGUUGCUCUUGUGACUGAACAUAAAUGUUUUAGUUUCCCUGUGCAUUCAUGGUAAAGGGACAGAAGAUUGCAAUUUGGACUAAUGUAGUUAUGUUUUGGCUGCUAACUGCUGCAAAAGAUGUCCAGAUGGGAAUGCAGUGAGAGGUGUUAAUAAUUGAUGAACAAAACUGUAGCAGGUGUACAUUCAUGGAAUAUCUAGCCGCCUAGACCGAGCCACUUUAAAGAGUAGAGUUGCCUUGUAUUGUAAAUGGAUACAAGCUUUAUGUGAAUUGCAAGAUUUUUACUUGCUAAAGAAACUUGUUUUAACGUGACCAGAUAGCAUUUUGGCCUCUGAUUAUUUAUAUCUUUUUAUAAAUUUUAGAUUCAAUUUCUCUUUAAGGUGGCUCAUUGUUUCCUUCAACUCUUGUGCAUAUUAAAAUUGAGUUGAAAUUGAAAA
This is a messenger RNA of Acipenser ruthenus (sterlet), 4136 nucleotides long. Its product is annotated as importin subunit alpha-4-like. The coding region runs from base 725 to 2296 and encodes 523 amino acids. The transcript is spliced from 18 exons. The record is from RefSeq and is a predicted model, not a curated record. Lineage: Eukaryota; Metazoa; Chordata; Actinopteri; Acipenseriformes; Acipenseridae. Gene Ontology annotation, biological process: NLS-bearing protein import into nucleus. Gene Ontology annotation, molecular function: protein binding; nuclear import signal receptor activity. Gene Ontology annotation, cellular component: nucleus; nucleoplasm; cytoplasm.